GAAAGGGAGGGAGAGAGAGAAAAGGGGAGAGAUAAAGAAGUCCGUGUGAAAGAGGAGCCUCAAGAGAGGGAGUUCUCAACCCCUCUCCUCUCUCACCAUCUAAACCCCCUCCACCCCUCUCUCACCCUCAAGAGGAACAGGCGCAAGGCCAAUACCCCCCCUGACCGCCCCUCUCCACCCCAACGCAGAACACACACACCAAACACACACACACCCAGCCCCCUCACACACACACACACCCCUCACACACAUCCCCAUCAUGAUUCCCAUGGCGACCUCGCUCUUCAGCCCUGACAUCAACACUAAGACCGCUUCCGACCUGCUCAUCAAACUCUCAGCAGCCACCCAGCAGGCCGGGGUAGAGCCGGGGGCUGUGGUGAAGCAGGAGCCCCAGGAGGAGGACCUGAGCCCUGGGCAGCAGCAGCAGGCAGGUGAGCCUGGUUUGGCUCUCUCUCCAGACGGGCCUGGGGCUAGUCCUGAGCCCCCCACCUCCCACCUCACCCGACCAGAGGAGGAGAGAGAGAGAGGCCUACUGGAGCAAGACAUCAGUGUCACUUUGGCUUCUGAACUGCUCAGGAGACUGUCUGAGAAGCAGGAAGUGGUGGUCCAGGGUUUAAAGGUGAAAGAGGAGGAGGAGCCUAUGGAGAUUGACCCCCUGACCCCCUGCGUGACACCUGACCCUAUCCUGCCCCCAGGGGAGCGAGCGGGGGGGAGGGGUGAGAAGACACCCCCUCCACCUCUCCUCCCUAAAGAAGACCAGGAUCUGUUCCAGAGAGAUCUCUUCUCCCAGGACAUCUCAGUCAAAAUGGCCUCUGCUCUCCUUUACCAACUGUCAGAAAAAGUCUGCAAAGCCAACGAGCUGAAAGAAAACGGAUCCUUCUCUAGUCCUGUGGCGGAGAAGCCCUUUACCCGCCCGAACCAGCAGGACCUUACUCAACCCUCCCCUGACAAACCACAGCACGUAGUCAGUAGGUAUAGAUGUCCAGUGUGCUCGUACCAAGCCCAGUGUCAGAGGAGUCUCAACCAUCACCUGGCUUCACACACUUCUAAGACACACACCACCGGCUUCAACUACUACUACAGGUGUCAUGUGUGUGGGUUCGAGCUGGAGGGGUGGAGCCUGUUCCUUGGUCACAUGACGGAGCACAGCGAAUGGGAGCGCGAUGCGUUCACUCUCCGCUGCAGUGUGUGUGAUCACUCUACCAGUGAGGAGCGGGCCAUGAGGGCUCACGCCAGCUCUCACACACUUGGAGAGGCAGCGAGCCAAGACUACCUACAGACACACCUGUUGGGAGGCCACACCCCCAAAGACUUACCUGAUGGAAGAGACAGCCCACAAUCUGGAGAGCUCAGGUGCCCUCUCUGUUCGUUCUCCACCAGUCGGCCUGUCUCCAUGGUAACACACAUGCGCUCGUCGCACUCAACGACGGAUCAGCACCGUUGCCGCAUCUGCCAAAGGUCGUUUUCACGGCAACCGGAGCUCCAGGCCCACGUCAGGUGUCAUCGUCAGGGCAACCAGUACCGCUGCGAGAGGUGUGGCCACCUGGCCCGAACAGCCAAUAAGCUGAUAGAACACGUGCGUGUGCACACGGGGGAGCGACCUUUCACCUGCGACCUCUGCCCUUACAGCGCCAAACGCAGAGACAGCCUCCGUCUGCACUGCCGACUCAAACACCCCGAACACACACCCUCACACGGACACACACACACACCCUCACACGGACACACACACACCCUCACACGGACACACACACACACCCUCACACGGACACACACACACACCCUCACACGGACACACACACACACCCUCACACGGACACACACACACACCCUCCUGGUUUAGGGGGUCAGACCUUUUUCUCGUCCCCCUCACCACCCUGCUGUCCCUCAGACCCCUCUCUAGCCCCAGACCCUCCUCUCCCUCCCGCUCUUCCUCUCCUUCACCCAAACUCUCUUUCCUAGCCUACCUAGGUCUGACAGAGCCAACCUAAUCAACCUCCCUCCUCCUCUACCCCUCUUCUCCUCUCUACCUGCCUCCUCCUCUACCUCCCUUCUCCUCCCUCCUCUACCCCCUUUCUCCUCUUCUUCUCUACCUCCCU
Molecule: messenger RNA, 2099 nt
Organism: Oncorhynchus tshawytscha (Chinook salmon)
Lineage: Eukaryota; Metazoa; Chordata; Actinopteri; Salmoniformes; Salmonidae
Product: zinc finger protein 827
Exons: 7
Coding region: 260-1843 (527 amino acids)
Biological process (GO): regulation of gene expression
Cellular component (GO): nucleus
Source: RefSeq, a predicted model, not a curated record